This is a messenger RNA of Emiliania huxleyi CCMP1516, 597 nucleotides long. RefSeq lists its product as hypothetical. The coding region runs from base 1 to 597 and encodes 198 amino acids. The transcript has 4 exons. NCBI's taxonomy places the organism in Eukaryota, Haptophyta, Isochrysidales, Noelaerhabdaceae. The record is from RefSeq and is a predicted model, not a curated record.
AUGCGGUCGGGGCGCCAGCUUGGGGGGUUGCCCUCGCGCGCCGCCGCGGGAUCCGUGCGCACGACUCGCGACGGUUUCCUCAGCUACCUUCGCAGUAAGGGCGCGUGGCUCGGCGACGUCGAGCGCCACCCCGUCUGCCUCGGAGUGCCAUUGGGUGUGACGGGAUCGUCGGGGCGCACCGUCGCGGUGGACCUCGGCCUCAAAAGCCCCGCGGCAAUGCCGCUGCGUGAGCUCGCAGCGUGCUCGCCGUAUGUCGAGCGAGCGCUCAUCAAGCACGCCCUCGCGCCCGGACCAGCCGAGUUGCCUGACUUCGAUGCGCUGCUGCGAGAAAGCCCACCGGUGCCCGUGGCGGUGGUGUGCAAAGAGGAUAUGCAAUCCCUCCCCAUCGCCUCGCCGGCGCAGCGCGGCGACGGAGCGCACAACCGGUCCUACCGCGACUCGGACGAGUUUGCCGCCCUGGUGGUGGAUGCGGUCCCAGACGCCGAUACCAAGCUGACGGCCAUGCGCGAGUGGCGCAAGGAGCAGCGCAAGCAGUUCCAGGCAGAGACUCGCGGAGACUCGCGGAGACUCACCGAAAUUGGGGGCAGGGGGACAUGA